Molecule: messenger RNA, 738 nt
Organism: Formica exsecta
Lineage: Eukaryota; Metazoa; Arthropoda; Insecta; Hymenoptera; Formicidae
Exons: 1
Coding region: 1-738 (245 amino acids)
Molecular function (GO): nucleic acid binding
Source: RefSeq, a predicted model, not a curated record
AUGGAAAAAAUCGAGUAUCGAGCUGUCAUUAAAUAUUUGUUUUUGAAAGGCAAUACGCCUACGCAAAUCAAAGACGAGUUGGACGCUGUGUACGGGGACUCUGCACCAUCAUUUACUACCGUGAAAUUUUGGGCUGCUGAAUUUAAACGUGGCCAUACCAGCUUGGGUGACGAUGAACGUUCGGGACGUCCAAAAACUGCAACCACUGACGAUAAUAUCGCUCAAGUUCACCAAAUGGUGCUAGACAACCGUCGAAUUAAAGUUAGAGAGAUAGCAGAGGCUAUGAACAUGUUCAAAGAACGUGUUUGUCACUUAUUGAAUCAAGAUUUAGGCAUGAGAAAGCUGUCCGCGCGUUGGGUGCCGCGUUUGCUCACUUUGGACCAAAAACGUGUUCGAAUGAACAUUUCCAACGCUCUGUUGCCGCAGUUUAGGCGCAAUAAAUCAGAGUUUUGGCGCCGAUUAAUUACUGUAGAUGAAACUUGGAUACACCAUUAUACUCCAGAAACAAAAACACAGUCAAAACAGUGGAUUGCGAAGGGGGAAUCGGCUCCAAAAAAAGCAAAGGUUGUUCCUUCGGCUGGGAAAGUGAUGGCAACUGUUUUCUGGAAUAGUUAUGGAGUUAUCUUAAUCGAUUAUCUUCAAAAAGGAAAAACCAUUACAGGAGCAUACUACGCAUCAGUACUUGACAAGCUGAAGGCAGAAAUUGCGGAAAAACGGCCACAUUUGCAGAAAAAAUAA